This is a messenger RNA of Microdochium trichocladiopsis, 774 nucleotides long. RefSeq names its product Protoglobin-domain-containing protein. The annotation marks the transcript as partial. The transcript has a single exon. Gene Ontology annotation, molecular function: oxygen binding; heme binding. The record is from RefSeq and is a predicted model, not a curated record. NCBI's taxonomy places the organism in Eukaryota, Fungi, Ascomycota, Sordariomycetes, Xylariales, Microdochiaceae.
GUAGAUAACAUCGAGGCCCUGAUCUACGCCUCGAAAUACGUCAAAAUCCUGAUCCCCGCCGUCGUCAACAUCGUCUAUAAGAAGCUCCUACAGUACGACAUUACGGCGCGGGCCUUCACCACGCGCUCCACGAGCUUCGAGGGCGACCUGGACGCAAGCCCGACCGAGGACUCGCCGCAGGUGCUGCACCGCAAGGCCUUUCUCCGGGCGUACCUGGCCAAGCUAUGCUCGGACCCCAGCAGGCUCAAGUACUGGAAGUACUACAACAAGGUCGGCAUAAUGCACGUCGGCUUAGGCCGCGAGCACCCGCUGCACGUCGAGUACAUCCACCUGGGCGCCACGAUAGCGCUAAUCCACGAGGUUAUGACCGAGGCCAUCUUGUCGCAUCCGCGGUUAAGUCUAUCCCGCAAGAUUGCGAUUAUGAAGGCCCUGGGCAAAGUUAUCUGGAUCCAGAACGAUCUUAUAGCGAAGUAGCAUGUUCGUAAUAGGGAGGAGUUUCAGCAACAGCACCACCAGGCGGAAGAUGGGGAAGGGCUAGGGAAGAACUUGAACAAGGAUCACCCAAUAGUUAAAGCGGAGGGGUAUUUCGACAGCAAGAAAGUCCUCGAGGAGGUUAGCGAUAAGGAGGUUACUAGCAAGAGCUCGGCUCACCACUCUUCGAGCAUACCCAGGCCGGCUAGUAGGACGUGUCCGUUCAGUAGUAUAUCUCAAGACAUGCAGAACCUGGAAGUUGCCAACGGCACCAAAAAGCAUAGAGCAGACGGGAGUGACGCG